Messenger RNA from Hirsutella rhossiliensis, 1692 nucleotides. Its product is annotated as ion channel regulatory protein UNC-93 domain-containing protein. Bases 1 to 1692 code for a protein of 563 amino acids. The transcript is spliced from 2 exons. NCBI's taxonomy places the organism in Eukaryota, Fungi, Ascomycota, Sordariomycetes, Hypocreales, Ophiocordycipitaceae. The record is from RefSeq and is a predicted model, not a curated record.
AUGACGCCGCUGCAGGGCCGCGACGGCCAGCUGUCGUCGUCGUCGCUGCUGGCCGGAUUGAAGGCCUCGUCUUCCCCGUUGGCCGGAAACACCCCCGGUAACGAGGCCCGCCGCCCGUCCGACAAGGGCUCGGCGGCUAUCGAGGCCUCGAUGAUCGAGAUGGGUGGCCACGGCGCUCAUCAGCGAGACCAGGCCCGAGGCGACUCGUUUGUCGGGUUACACGCCUCGGGGCAGCUUGUUAGCCUCUACUCGAACCCGUGGACUCAGAUAUUGCUCAUCAGCUUCAUCUGCUUCUGUCUCCCCGGGAUGUACAAUGCCCUGACCGGCCUCGGAGGCUCGGGCCAGGUCGACUCGACCGUCGCCGCCAACGCAACCGUGGCCAUGCUGUCAACAACGGCCGCCACAGCCCUGUUCAUCGUCGGCCCCGUCUUCGCCUGGGCCGGCCCGCGCCUCUGCUUCAUGGCGGGCGCGUGGGCGUACCCCCUCUACAGCGGCAGCCUGCUCGAGUUCAACCGCUCGGACAACGGCGCCUUCGUCAUCGCCUCAGGCGCCAUCCUCGGCGUCGGCGCCUCCCUGCUGUGGAUCGUCCAGGGCGCCAUCAUGACCACGUACGUUGACGAGUCGCAAAAGGGCCGCGCCAUUGCCGUCUUCUGGGUCAUCUUCAACCUCGGCGGCGGCAUCGGCUCCCUCGCAUCUUUUGGCCUCAACUACCGCUCCACCGCCGGCUCUGUCACCAGCUCCACCUACGUCGCCCUCAUGGCCAUUAUGAUCUUUGGCUGGCUCCUGGGCCUCUUCAUCUGCUCCCCCUCGCGCGUCCAGGUUGCCCGCCGGCGCCCCGGGCCCAACGUCGAGAUGGUCGAGGGCCGCCGCGGCCCCUCGGCCGGCGCCGACUCGACGUCCUCUCGCCCCCUCGCCGACGCGGUCCGCGACAGCUUCAAGACGGCCGUCGCCACCGUUUGCACGUGGCGCGUCGCCUGCAUGCUACCUCUCUUCUUCUCCGCAAACGUCUUCUACAGCUACCAGCAAAACAAUGUCAACGGCGACACCUUCAACAUCCGCACCCGCUCCCUCAACGGCGCGCUCUACUGGAUGGCCCAGAUGUUCGGCGGCCUGCUCAUGGGCCUCCUGCUCGACCUUCCGUGCCUGGACCGCCCGGCCCGCGCCCGCCUUGGCUGGGCUGUCGUCUUCGUCACCGGCAUGGUCAUCUGGGGCGGCGGCUACGAGUUCCAGAAGUGGCAGGACGAGCGGCUCGCCCGAGGCCUGCGCCAAGACGUUGACUUUAAGCAGAGCGCCAUCUCGACGGGGCCCAUUUUCCUCUACAUCUUCUACGGCGCCUACGACGCCCUCUGGCAGAGCUACGCCUACUGGCUCAUCGGCACCGAGUCCAAUAGCCCUGCCCGCGCCGCCGUGCUCGUCGGUGCCUACAAGAGUCUCCAGGCCGCCGGCGGCGCCAUGGCCUGGCGCAUCAAUGCCAUCAAGGCGAGCCCCACGAAGCAGCUCGCCAUGGACUGGGGGCUUUGUAUCGGCUCCCUCAUCGUCGUCCUGCCCAUGGUCUGGACCGUCUCCAAGAGCACACCGGCCGGGGCGGAGGAGACGGAGAAAGGGGGCGGGCCGGAGCCGCAAGAGGCGGACAUGGGGGCUUUGCAAUCCACCAGGGGAAAGCCCGACGUACAAGGAAAUACAAAUGAAUAA